CUGCCGGUGGCCCGCCUUCUUUGUCUUUGUCUCUUUCUUCAUCGUUUUUUCGCAUCGUCGGCCUCAAGUUUCGCCUCAUCUUGACGACACGACUACCGAAGCAGCGUGUGUGCCCUUGCAUGCUGCGACUCAACUCAACUCUAGACACUGUCUUCAUCCUCGCUCGGGCUGUCCGACCCAACACCAACCAGCGCUCGCUCCCCCUCUUCUUUCUGCUUAGGCCCCGUGGGAAUUUGAACAAAUAGACGACAGAAAGUCCGUCUCUUCUUUUUUUUUAACGUUUUCGCUUCCGGACCGUCAACGCAACGCUACUCCGACGCUUCCGCGCCGGGCUUUACCACCAGACGCACGACGCUGUUCCCGGGCGAUUUACAGGCGAUCGGCCCCCCUACGACGCCGCGACGCAGUGACUCAGCGAGUUGCCACAGCGCGACAAGUGCACUGUAACAGCCCGCUGCAAGGCACCAAAGGCCCCCCCUCCAACCCGACGCUCUGUUUCCAGCAGUGGACGUAGCAGCAGCGGCAGCCGCACGCCAAAACUGCCGACAGCAGCCAAAUUCCAUCGAACAAGGCACACGCCCCCUCCUGUCGCUGGAAAUACAAAAGAAAUAUUUCCACGAAAAAAGAGAGCGCCAAAAGGGAAAUCAAAGGUUCCCCUUUACGUACACGAAAAGCAAGGCGCUUUAUUUUAUUGGCACGCUAAGCAAACCACCCCGGCCAGCCAGCCCAGCCCAACCAACGGCCGCUGAAGAAAGCCAGAGCCCGCCUUACGCAAUCCGCCCCAGCGUGUGUUGCACCACAGCGCCGCUGCCUCACUCACCCACUCAGCACCCGAGUCCCCUGUCCUGCCCUGCUGCACGGCCAUGUCCCCACCCAACCAAACGAUUCUCCCAUUGACUCAGACGCCAUGAUGGCCCAAGGUUCCUCUUCCUGGUGGACUACCACUUCGUCCCGACACGCCUCCCGGUCCUCCGCCUCUUCUUCCUCUUCAUCCUCUUUGAAACCGAAAUCCGCCAAAUCACUACUUACCUCUGCCCUGCAAAAACCGACAACUACUACUACACCUAGUCCUGCUUCCACUGCUGCUGUUGCUGCUGCUCUUCCUCGCCAAAAGACAGCCUUCAAGUAUGCAGCAGACGACGCUCCAGACGCUACGUUUACCGUUACUGUCUCGCCCGUCAAACCGCCCUCGACCUCCCGCACUAGCUUCAGCACGUCUUCCGACGACUCCGACGACGCCGCCAGCAUGAGCAAAGGAAGAAGUGGCAGUCGACGCCUCGCUCCCUCCAGUCCUCCCUCCUCUACUACCGUCCUCACCCGAUCCUCCACGCCCACCAGCAGCCCUGUCCAGAUCCCUCGCCAACAGGGCCGUGAUGGCAGCCACUCGCUGAGCCGCCACUCCUCAACACACCACCGCAAGCCGUCGAAAAAGUCCCAUCGCCAGCAUGCCAUCUCUCCAUCCGUGGCGGCCCUGCUGGCUGUCACUGACAUUCCUCGCCCGAGGCAGGCUAGCAAGCGGUCCCGCCAGGCGGCCCUGACGGUCAACGAUAUCAUUGACCAGCAGGUCUCGGAAAAGGAACUGAGCUGGAACAUGAACAAGAGCCCGCUGGACGUACUCUUGACGCCUCCCGAAGAUCUUCACGGUGAUGACUACCUCAGCGCCUCGGAGAGCAACAUUGGCUCGGCCCUCACCGAGACCAUCUCCAUUGACUCAACGCCGUCGCUGGCCGAUAGCUUCGCUACAGAGGGCAUUCCAUCCCUCGACACACCGCCACAGCGUGCCCGUCGCGCUCUUAGUCCUGUACGCAAGUCGCUCGAGCCCAUCCGCUCGCCUCCCGACUCGGCCGAGGAGCAGCAUCCUCUGGCCGUGGACGAUGCCGACAUGGACGACUACGAGAGCUCGGUCACCUCGGACUUGAUGGAGGAGACAGCCAUGUCGCUCCUCAGCGAGCAGUUUCGCCCGCUCAAGGCCGUCUUCAAGUCGAACCUGACGGCGUCGCUGCGGGCACUCCGCUCAGCUGCCAAGUCGUUUUCGAGCAUCAACUUUGCCGUCGCCCCCGACGACUUAAUCACACGUUCUAUUCUGACCAUGGACCCCAAGGUUCCUUAUGCGGAUGAGCGCCGCCCGCCUGUCAUGGAGGAUAUCCCGUCGGCUGAGCUGCGAAGAUAUCUCAACCCCACCAUGCGAAACAAGGUGGAAGAGGCCUCGCCCGCUGCCAUGGCUUCUACUACGGUCCAGCAGCCGCGUCCUGCGGCGCCGCCCUCUAUCCAGAUGCAAACCUACAAGAUCCAUCGCUUCAAUAAGCCCACGUCUCGCAGCCUGCCCAACACGGCGCCUCAAGCUACGCCUCCCCCGCCUAGCCGCGCUACCAGCGAGCUUGCUGUACCUGGUAUGCGUCAGCGUGAGAUGCGCGAGAACCCCGACUUUAUCCGCAUUGCCGUCAUGGAGAUGGCGAUGCGCCGCAACGGCAAGCUCGACGACAAGCGCCCUGGCCGUGCUCGCUGGGCCCUUCCGCCUCGCAAGGCGGCCGCCCGCGAGUAUCAGGUUGGCGACGACGGCGUUCCUGCGCGGUGGAUCCCUGCAACGAAUGCUUGAAGAAAGGAUUCAUAACACACAGAAAAAGGGGGCGCUGUUUUUUUUCGGCCCAUCACGAUUUCACACAACGUCAUUUUUCGCCAUCGUGUUUGCGGCGCCAGCCAGCCCUCGGCACAGCAUCCACUCCUUUGGGAACUACGCGAUUCGCCUUGUGGCCAACGGGGCUUUCCGGACCAAGCGGGCCAAUCGUAUACGGGUCCGCGUCCCUAACAAGCACAAAAGCACACGUUACAGCAAGACCCUGGACGGCGCUUGGGCCACUGGAAAAGUUUUGGAAGCGUCGCGGAAACCCCCAACGGCUCGAGCUUACAAUCAGACGGGGGUCCUAGCGGCAAGUCAUAAGACGAUAUGAUGAUGACAAUGGCCCCUGUGUCAGGCGACUAUCGGGUUGUCAUUGAGCCAGGGGUCUGGUUAUCAGCAUGAAAGAAAAGAGAGCCAAUUUGUCUUUUAUUGCCUCUUGGCUCCUGCGAAAGCACCUUGUUGGGAAAGGAGGACCCUUUUUGGUUUCGGCAUAGCUAUGCUCGACUCCACCAGGAUCACAGCAAAAAGGACAAGCAGAAAAAAAAAAGUUCUGCAUCCUUCUGCGCAUGCCUAAUCGGGAAGGCACUCAUUUUACCAAGCUUUGAGGCUUGCGCCAAUGGCAGCGAUGCCGUGGAUGCCGCUGCGCGAUGGCGUGCUCUCCCACCAACACACACACACCACACCGCAUAGUAUAUAUUUUUUUUUCAUUACGUUGGACAUUUUACAUAGAAUGGGUAAGAAGUAAAGUCAAGACUUCUUUUUUUUCUCCCGUCAAGGGAUAUUAGCAUACAUUGGGAAGGAAAGCAUUGGGAACGGCGCAUUUUUUUUCUCUGUUGGUUACUACUGCGCGGGUUUUACAGGACAAGCGGUCAAGCAAGUUUAAUUAUUAUUUGUUAGGUUAGGAUAUCUACUUUAUUACACUUUAUUGAAAACAAAUACACGGCUCUUUGUGUGUGAAAUCUUUUUUUUUUUUUGUCAUGCGUCUUGCUUGG
[Torrubiella] hemipterigena is the source of this 3609-nucleotide messenger RNA. Lineage: Eukaryota; Fungi; Ascomycota; Sordariomycetes; Hypocreales; Clavicipitaceae. The record is from the annotation of a GenBank genome assembly.